AUGAAGAGGAUCGGCACCGGUUAUAUCGAAAGAUGCUUGACGGAGAGUACAAGAAGUGUGGAGCAAUGUAGCUCGAAUCGUGAACUUGACGGACGCUCGAGGCUGAGCGCGGACCCGAAAUUUGUUAAUUUUUCGUGCGGGAUAAUCCUCACCAAACGCGUUUCGAAGAGCUCUGUCGGCGAGACGCUUUCGGCGUGCACCUCUUUUGACCCAAUUCGUCGUCUCUUUAAGGAUUGCUGGUCUCUGAGGCGAAAUGGACCAAGCUUGUCCAGCGACGUACGUCUGCACACAGCAUUCAAUGAAGAAAUCAAGCCCUCACGACACAGUCGCAGUCAGCCAUCUUAUCAUCACUUACCCUCAAAGUCAAUCAAAGUGAGCUCGAGUGAAAGGCUGUUGCUCCCUGGUGGAGGUAUGAAACCGAAGCCAGUCGUCAACUGGAAUGAGAUGGGGUCGUUCGACGACCACCACAAGUGA
Molecule: messenger RNA, 474 nt
Organism: Pseudozyma hubeiensis SY62
Lineage: Eukaryota; Fungi; Basidiomycota; Ustilaginomycetes; Ustilaginales; Ustilaginaceae
Product: mu-adaptin 3
Exons: 1
Coding region: 1-474 (157 amino acids)
Source: RefSeq, a predicted model, not a curated record